Molecule: messenger RNA, 3945 nt
Organism: Aethalodelphis obliquidens (Pacific white-sided dolphin)
Lineage: Eukaryota; Metazoa; Chordata; Mammalia; Artiodactyla; Delphinidae
Gene: DHX34
Product: DExH-box helicase 34
Cellular component (GO): intracellular anatomical structure
Molecular function (GO): helicase activity; RNA binding; ATP binding
Source: RefSeq, a predicted model, not a curated record
UGAGGAUGGCGUGCGCAGGCGCAGGACCGGUUUCGGGAGCGUGAGGGACCCUGCGGACCGGAAGUUGAGGCGUUCGAGGCGGCGAACGAGGGCCCGAGAUCCCAGCAUGAACUUGUGUCCAUCCCAGAGAUCACCACAGGAGUCAUGAGGUGCCCUGUGUGUCACCAGCUUGACCCAGGCCGCAGGGCAUUUACUCUGCCAGCACCUGCCUUGAUCCUAUCGCACCCCUGAGGAGGAAAUUAGCUUUUUGAAGACAAAGUGCUUCCUUAUUACAGGCACUGGCCUCUCACUGCAGGAGGUGAGGAAUAUCUGGUCUAGGUGAUCAGAACUGAGGCCAGUUUUGUGACAACACCGGGAUUAGCCACGGCAUGCCGCCUCCCAGAACAAGGGAGGGCAGGGGUCCCCGAGACCGACCCCCGGCUCCCAGUCAGGAAGAGGACCCGGAGAAAUGGGACUGGAAUUGUCCAGAGACACGUCGCCUCUUCGAGGACGCCUUCUUCGGUGAUGAGGAUUAUAUCCGGCAGGGUUCUGAGGAGUGCCAGAAGUUCUGGACCUUCUUUGAACGCUUGCAGAGAUUCCAGAAUCUCAAGACCACCAGGAAGGACGAGAAAGACUCUAGGCAUCCCAAGCACAGCAUCCCGGCACUGGCCGACCUACCUCGCGCUUAUGACCCACGCUACCGCAUCAACCUCUCCGUCCUCAGCCCCGACACUCGGCGCUCUCGGGGGCUAGGCAGGCGCCUGGCCCCGGAGAGAGUGUCUGAGUUCCGCCAAGCCCUGUUGCACUACCUGGACUUUGGCCAGAAGCAGGCGUUUGGGCGGCUGGCCAAACUGCAGCGUGAGCGCAUGGCACUGCCCAUCGCCCAGUAUGGGGAUCGCAUCCUGCAGACGCUGAAGGAGCACCAGGUGGUGGUGGUGGCAGGUGACACGGGCUGCGGCAAGUCCACUCAGGUGCCCCAGUACCUGCUGGCCGCUGGCUUCAGCCACGUGGCAUGCACCCAGCCCCGGCGAAUCGCCUGCAUCUCACUGGCGAAGCGGGUCGGCUUUGAGAGCCUCAGUCAGUAUGGCUCACAGGUCGGCUACCAGAUCCGUUUUGAGAGCACACGCUCGGCGGCCACCAAGAUUGUGUUCCUGACAGUGGGGCUGCUCCUGAGGCAAAUCCAGCGGGAGCCCCGCCUGCCGCAGUACCAGGUCCUGAUCGUGGAUGAAGUCCACGAGCGGCACCUCCACAACGACUUCCUCCUGGGUAUCCUCCGGCGCCUGCUGCCCCAGCGACCUGACCUCAAGGUCAUCCUCAUGUCAGCCACCAUCAACAUCUCGCUCUUUUCCAGCUACUUCGGCAGUGCCCCCGUGGUACAGGUGCCCGGGAGGCUCUUCCCCAUCACGGUUGUGUACCAGCCGCAGGAGGCCGAGCCGACAACAUCCAAGUCGGAGAAGCUGGACCCGCGGCCCUUCCUCAGGGUGCUGGAGGCCAUUGACAAUAAGUACCCACCCGAGGAGCGGGGUGACCUCUUGGUCUUCCUCAGUGGCAUGGCGGAGAUCAGCGCCGUGCUCGAGGCCGCCCAGACCUACGCCAGCCACACCCAGCGCUGGGCGGUGCUGCCGCUGCACAGUGCCCUCUCUGUGGCCGACCAGGACAAGGUGUUCGACGUGGCCCCACCUGGAGUCCGGAAGUGCAUCCUCUCCACCAACAUCGCUGAAACCUCAGUCACCAUUGAUGGGAUCCGCUUUGUCGUAGAUUCUGGGAAGGUGAAGGAGAUGAGCUAUGACCCGCAGGCCAAACUGCAGCGGCUGCAGGAGUUCUGGAUCAGUCAGGCCAGUGCUGAGCAGCGUAAGGGCCGGGCGGGCCGCACGGGCCCUGGUGUCUGCUUCCGCCUCUAUGCCGAAUCGGACUACGAUGCCUUCGCCCCCUACCCUGUCCCGGAGAUUCGGAGGGUCGCCCUGGAUGCACUGGUGCUGCAGAUGAAGGGCAUGAGUGUGGGGGACCCCCGAACCUUUCCCUUCAUCGAGCCCCCCCCACCAACCAGCUUGGAAACGGCCAUCCGCUACCUCCGGGACCAGGGGGCCCUGGACAGCUCAGAGGCCCUCACCCCCAUUGGGUCCCUGCUGGCCCAGCUGCCUGUGGACGUCGUGAUUGGGAAGAUGCUGAUCCUGGGCUCCAUGUUCCACCUGGCGGAGCCUGUGCUCACCAUCGCCGCCGCCCUCAGCGUCCAGUCGCCCUUCACCCGCGGCGCCCAGAGCAACCCCGAGUGUGUGGCGGCGCGGCGACCCCUGGAGAGUGACCAGGGUGACCCCUUCACGCUCUUCAACGUCUUCAACACCUGGGUGCAGGUGAAAUCUGAACGGAGCAGAAACUCUCGCAGGUGGUGCCGCCACCGGGGCAUAGAGGAGCAUCGGCUGUAUGAGAUGGCCAACCUGCGGCGCCAGUUCAAGGAGCUGUUGGAAGACCACGGGUUGCUGGCCAGGGCCCAGGCUUCGAAGCCGGGGGACAGCUACAGUCGGCUACGGCAGCGUCGGGAGCGCCAGGCGCUCUACCAGCUGAAGCGCCAGCAUGAGCAGGGCCAGGGACGCAGGCGCAAGGUGCUGCGGCUCCAGGAGGACCAGGACGGCUGCUCCAGCGAUGAGGACCGGAGCGGCGCAGCCACCCAGGGGGGCGGCGACAACGUGGACAUCCAGGAUGUGAAGUUUAAGCUCCGGCACAACCUGGAACAGCUGCAGGCGGCCGCCAGCUCAGCCCAGGCCCUGACUCGGGACCAGAUGGCCCUGCUCAAGCUGGUGCUGGGCCGGGGCCUCUACCCACAGCUUGCCAUCCCGGACCCGUUCAACAGUGGCCGCAAGGACUCGGACCAGAUCUUCCACACCGAGACCAAGCAGGGCGCCGUGCUGCACCCCACCUGCAUCUUCGCCAACAGCCCUGAGGUGCUGCACACACAGGAACAGGAGGCCAGGGGCGGCGAUGGGAGCCGAGAUGACAAGGACAAGAUGAGCAGCAGGCACCAGCUCCUCACCUUCGUCUCCCUGCUGGAGACCAACAAACCGUACCUGGUGAACUGUGUCCGCAUCCCCGCUCUGCAGUCCCUCCUGCUGUUCAGCCGGUCCCUGGACACCAGUGGUGACUGUUGCCGUCUGGUGGCCGAUGGCUGGCUGGAGCUCCAGCUCGUGGACAGUGAGAGCGCUGUCCGGCUCCUGGCGGCUUCCCUGCGGCUCCGGGCCCACUGGGAAAGUGCCCUGGACCGGCAGCUGGCCCACCAGGCCCGGUGGCGGCUGGAGGACAAAGACGACGAGGAGACGGACCCAGUCAACCGCAAGGAGGUGGCAGCCCUGAGCAGGGAGCUGCUGCAGUUCACGGCGUCCAAGGUUUCCUACAGCCUCCGGCGGCUCACAGGGCUGGAAAUCCAGAACCUCUAUGUGGGACCCCAGACCAUCACUGCUGCCCCCAGCCUCCCUGGCCUCUUUGGCUGCUCUACCCCGUCCCCCCAUCCCACCAAAGGGGGCUACGCAGUCACUGACUUCCUCACCUACAGCUGCCUCACGAGCGACGCGGACCUGUACAGCGACUGUCUCCGCACCUUCUGGACCUGCCCCCACUGCGACCUGCACAUGCCCUUCACGCCCUUGGAGCGCAUCGCCCACGAGAGCACCUGCCCCGAGGCCCCACAGGACGGUCCCCCAGGGGCUGAGGAGGCUGCCCCCGAGCCCCUCCAGAAGGCAUCCGCCCUGCAGAGGCCCUACCACUGCGAGGCCUGCCAGAAGGACUUUCUGUUCACACCCACGGAGGUGCUGCGGCACAGGAGGCAGCAUGUGUGAGCCCAGCCUGUCCUGGACCAGGACCAGGGCCAGGGCCAGGGCUCCCGCCCAAGCCCCCAGCCUAGACGCGGAGCUGUGGUCUGGACCCAGCCCCGCUGGGAGGGAGCAUAAAUAUGUGAAUAAAGUCUCACCGAUGGAA